AUGCAGGAGAUUCGGGAUGUGCAGUCUACGAUCGACCGCAUCUUCUCAACCGGUAUCAGAGAUACUGACCCGCGAAAUGUACGGCGCCACGCCGGACUGUCCUUGUUCGAUCUGGUACUGCUGGGCAACUACAUCCUCAUGCGUGAGAUGGCAGUCCACAUCGAUGGCCGCAUCGAGUUCGUUCCCGCAGACCCCCAGGUUCGCGCGACAAGAUCUCCCACCCCUAUGCACGACCUCAUUCUCAUCUUGGAAGACCUGAGCCCAAAAAAUCUCUCCGCGGACGUGCUCGAAGCAAACGAGAACCUCUUUUUACAGCAAGUCGGCAUGUCCUCGCUACACCAGAGACCCACAAGCGGGCGACUUGAUCUCUCCAAGCGACUCUCUCCCGUGGCGCUCCAAGCUCUGGAAGUAUGGCCCUCUCCUGAAAUUGAAGAAGAGUAUCGUGCCCUGGAGGUCAAGGCCGCAGCCGUGCGUAGCUCAUUCUUCGCAAAUCCGAGACAUGCCCAGGUCAUUCCCCGGAAGAAGAUCCUCGAUAUCCUGGACCUUGACCGCACUCUUGAACGCCCUUCGAUGUUUCAUCACAAAUGA
This is a messenger RNA of Penicillium maclennaniae, 588 nucleotides long. RefSeq lists its product as uncharacterized. The record is from RefSeq and is a predicted model, not a curated record. NCBI's taxonomy places the organism in Eukaryota, Fungi, Ascomycota, Eurotiomycetes, Eurotiales, Aspergillaceae. Bases 1 to 588 code for a protein of 195 amino acids. The transcript has a single exon.